This is a messenger RNA of Aspergillus costaricaensis CBS 115574, 474 nucleotides long. RefSeq lists its product as uncharacterized. The transcript is spliced from 4 exons. The coding region runs from base 1 to 474 and encodes 157 amino acids. Lineage: Eukaryota; Fungi; Ascomycota; Eurotiomycetes; Eurotiales; Aspergillaceae. The record is from RefSeq and is a predicted model, not a curated record.
AUGGCCUUCACCAGGUCUCCUGCCGCCUACCUGGCGUUGCCUGUAAUGUUCUUUCUCUUCCUGAGCUUCUCAUCCUUUCAGGAUUCCUUCGAUGAUAUUGAGCUUACAGAAAAGCUUUUCAUAUUUCUACGUAGGCAACCUUGUCCCCAAGGUGUGAUCUCGAGAGCAGACCUAUCUGGAACCAGAGCCAAGUUGGUUGGAAAAAAGGCUGUGGAACACAUGUUGGAUCCCAAGAGGAUCAAGGUGGUCCACAGGAAGUUCACAAGACCUACUGUUGGGGCGGGGAAGCCUACUUACCCUACUACAGAACGCGAAUUGGGAGCUAUCGGCUUCUACUUUGAUCGGGGUGAUCAUACGCGUGAAAUUGCCGACACUAGACCGACUGCGAAGCCCGGUGAUACUAGGACCGCCAACAUCUUUCACUGGCAAGCAGCUUCGCAAGCCAAAUCGUUGUCGAACCAAUCUUGGAUCUGA